AUGGAUGUCAACUGUGGCAACUAUUUGAAGAACUACACCCAAUCAGCUGUCGAUAAGAGAAAAUUGCCUAUAUCUGAAAUAGAUAGAGCCCUUCACAACCUUUUCUCUGUCAGAAUGAGGUUGGGGCUUUUCAAUGGCAAUCCAGUUAACCAGUCUUUUGGCAAAAUUAAUUCAGACCAAGUCUGUUCCCAAAAGCAUCAGAAUCUUGCUCUCGAGACUGCUUGCAACAGCAUUGUCCUUCUAAAGAACACCGACAAACUCCUCCCGUUUUCAAAAGUGAAAACUACUUCCCUUGCAGUAAUAGGCCCUAAUGCCAAUUCUGCAAGAACACUACUUGGUAACUAUGCAGGCCCUCCUUGUAAAACCGUUACACCUCUGCAAGGGUUGAAAAACUAUGUUAAGGACAUCAGUUAUCACCCAGGUUGUAAUGCAGUUAACUGCUCUUAUCCUUUGACUGAUCAAGCUGUGAAAGUAGCAAAAGGAGCAGAAUAUGUGGUGCUGGUGAUGGGAUUGGAUCAAACCCAAGAGCGGGAAGAACUCGAUCGUGUAGACUUGGUUCUCCCGUCAAAGCAGCAGAACUUGAUAUCCACUCUCGCGAGAGCUGCUAAGAAUCCGGUUGUUUUGGUGCUUCUUUCUGGAGGUCCAGUAGAUAUAACCUUUGCCAAAUAUGAUAAACACAUCGGAAGUAUUCUAUGGGCUGGUUACCCGGGUGAAGCUGGAGGCCAGGCAUUAGCAGAAAUCAUAUUUGGUGAUCAUAAUCCAGGAGGGAGGUUACCGCUGACUUGGUAUCCGCAGAGUUACGUUAAAAUACCGAUGACAGACAUGAGAAUGCGUUCUGAUCCAUCUUCAGGCUAUCCUGGACGUACUUACAGAUUCUACCAAGGACCAAAGGUUUUUGAAUUUGGCUAUGGUCUCAGUUACUCAAACUAUUCUUAUGAAUUUCUCCCUGUAGCACAGAACAAGGUCUACUUAAACAAUCAGUUAAAGUCUCCAAAGGUUGAGAUUGAGAACUCAAAUGCUCUCAAAUACAUACCAGUUUCAGAGAUAGGAAGAGAACUUUGUGAUAAGAGAAUCCCAAUCACAGUUAGAGCUCAAAACCAUGGGGAAUUGGCUGGUAAGCAUCCACUUUUGCUAUUUGUCAGGCGAGAAAAAGCCACUAAUGGAAGGCCAGUGAAACAACUGAUUGGAUUCCAGAGCGUUAUUCUGAGUGCUGGGGAAAGAGCUGAUGUUGAAUUUGAGUUGAGCCCUUGUAAGCAUCUUAGCAUAGCCGAUGAAGAGGGUUUGAUGGUUAUUGAAGAAGGGUCUCAUUUCUUAACCAUCGGAGAGAAAGAAUCAGAGAUCACAGUCAUCAUAUGAUACGAAGGACCCGCUCCUCAAAACAGAGGAAAUUUUACAGAAUGAAUCAUUGUUGUCUACCUUUAAUCCUGCUAUCCAAUAAAAAAAAGCCAUCUUGUCUCGUUUGAAAAUCACUCUCUAGCAAAUUAUGAGCAAUGAUUUUGUAUUCCCUACAAUGCUAUUUCUUCAUCUACAAAAAAAGAACA
This is a messenger RNA of Hibiscus syriacus, 1541 nucleotides long. Its product is annotated as probable beta-D-xylosidase 7. Gene Ontology annotation, molecular function: xylan 1,4-beta-xylosidase activity; alpha-L-arabinofuranosidase activity. Gene Ontology annotation, cellular component: plant-type cell wall. The record is from RefSeq and is a predicted model, not a curated record. The coding region runs from base 1 to 1356 and encodes 451 amino acids. Lineage: Eukaryota; Viridiplantae; Streptophyta; Magnoliopsida; Malvales; Malvaceae. The transcript has 2 exons. Gene Ontology annotation, biological process: arabinan catabolic process; xylan catabolic process.